AUGGAACAAGUGGAAGAGCGGAAUUCCCUCUAUGAAGGCAGAGUCUGGGUGGAUGAGGAGGAGAUUCCAGAGGGCAGCCUGACCCUCAUGCUGGACCAGGUUCAAUUUUCUGAUGAGGCUAUGUAUAUAUGCAAGGCCGUUAAUUCACGGGGCAGAGGGUCAAGAAAAAUGAAGCUUGUUGUGGAAGAUGCAAUGGAUGUGUUCAGGGUACGUCCAUUCGACAAUAUUUCUCUGCCCUGCCAUUUCUCCUUUGUGGAUAGCACAGAAGGUUUAUCCUUCAGCUGGGAGAGGGAAGAUAUCAAGGAGGAGCACGAAGUAGAAGAUGAUGAUUUUUACAAAUAUUUUGUCGGACUUCAUGAUUUUUAUCAGUUUUAUCCGAAGGUGAUAUAUAGCUUCACCAACAACAUGGAACAAGUGGAAGAGCGGAAUUCCCUCUAUGAAGGCAGAAUCUGGGUGGAUGAGGAGGAGAUUCCAGAGGGCAGCCUGACCCUCAUGCUGGACCAGGUUCAAUUUUCUGAUGAGGCUAUGUAUAUAUGCAAGGCCGUUAAUUCACGGGGCAGAGGGUCAAGAAAAAUGAAGCUUGUUGUGGAAGAUGCUGAAGAGCCACAGGUGCAGUUCAGCACAAUCGAUGAUACACUUGUAGCCAAGUGCAUCUCAGCAGGCUGGUACCAUAUGCCAAAGGUCACCUGGCGUAACCGCAAGGAAGAAGAUCUAUCUGGCUAUUCCAAAACAGAGAUUCUGGAAGAGAAACAGGAUGGGUCCCACCGAGUGGUAUCUACAUUACAUUACCCUGUGUUGCUCCAUGAAAUCUACACAUGUCACAUUGAAGAGAGUGAUGUGCUCAACAGACCUGUUAGGUCCAUCCACAAAGUUCCAAAGAGAAAAUAUCAUAAUAUGUAUAAUCACUACUAGAAAAUCAACUCCAAGUUGAUGCAGCGAGGGAAGAUAAGCAGUCAUGUUUUCAUUGUAUCAGCUCUGUACAGUGCCUGCAACAGCAGAAGGAAGACGGAAAAUACAGAAAAUGAGACAAUACAUUUUGCAUGUUGAAAGGAGUGAUUGUUUAUAUUAUUGUUAGAUGCUUGAA
Ahaetulla prasina is the source of this 1084-nucleotide messenger RNA. Its product is annotated as butyrophilin subfamily 2 member A2-like. The record is from RefSeq and is a predicted model, not a curated record. The transcript is spliced from 4 exons. Lineage: Eukaryota; Metazoa; Chordata; Lepidosauria; Squamata; Colubridae. Bases 1 to 912 code for a protein of 303 amino acids.